AAUUUGUUGCCGGCAGUACAGGAAAUUAUUAUUUUAAAUUGUUUUGCACAUUCUAAUUAGCUGUAAUUGGCACACAAAUUAUGCGCGAAGUCAUCUCCAUACAAAUCGGCCAAUGCGGCACGCAGAUCGGCAACGCCUGCUGGGAGCUGUAUCUGCUGGAGCAUGGCAUCAAUCUGGAUGGCAGUCGCAAGACCGACGAGCAGCAGGUGGAGAGCGGCCGUGGCGCCAGCGUUGGCCAAGGCGCCACCGAGAACGAUGCGCACACAUUCUUCAUGGAGGCGGGCAACGGGAAGCAGGUGCCGCGCUCGAUAUUUGUGGAUCUGGAGCCGUCGGUGAUCGACAGCGUGCGCACGGGCCCCACACGGCAUCUGUAUCAUCCGGAGCAGUUGAUCUCCGGCAAGGAGGAUGCGGCCAAUAAUUUUGCGCGCGGACGCUACUCGAUUGGCAAGGAUGUGAUCGACAAGGUGACCUCACGGCUGCAAAAGAUUGUGGAACAGUGCGAAGGUCUGCAGGGUUUCCUCAUCUUCAAUUCAAUGGGCGGCGGCACCGGCUCCGGCUUCACCUCGCUGCUGAUGGAGGCGCUGUCCAAUGAUUUUAGCAAAAAGUGUAAGCUAAACUUUGGCGUCUAUCCGUCGCCCAAGGUGUCCACGGCCGUGGUGGAGCCGUACAAUGCGCUGCUGACCACACACUCGACCAUGGAGCAUGCGGACUGCGUCUUUAUGGUGGACAACGAGGCCAUCUACGAUAUAUGCAAAAGUAAGCUGGGCGUGGACAGGCCGGCAUAUAACAAUCUGAACCGGCUGAUUGCCCAGAUUGUCAGCUCGACGACUGCCUCGCUGCGCUUUAGCGGCUCGAUGAACGUGGAUCUGAAUGAGUUCCAAACGAAUCUGGUGCCCUUUCCGCGCAUCCAUUUCCCGCUCGUCGCCUAUGCGCCGCUCAUGUCCGCGGAUCGUGCCGCCCACGAGCAGCACGCGAUCACCACGCUGACGAACGCCUGCUUCGAGUCCUCGAACAUGAUGGUUAAGUGCGAUCCGCGUGCCGGCAAGUACAUGGCCUGCUGCAUGCUCUUCCGCGGCGAUGUGGUGCCCAAGGAUGUGAACGCCGCCAUCUCGGCGAUCAAAUCGAAACGGCAUAUACAAUUCGUUGACUGGUGUCCCACGGGCUUCAAGAUCGGCAUCAACUACGAGAAGCCCGCCUUUGUCCAGGACGGCGAUCUGGCGCCCACCUCACGCGCCUGCUGCAUGCUCUCCAACACGACGGCCAUAUCGGUGGCCUUCUCCAAUCUGGCCUACAAAUUCGAUCUGAUGUUCAAGAAGCGCGCCUUCGUCCACUGGUACGUGGGCGAGGGCAUGGAGGAGGGCGAGUUCAACGAGGCGCGCGAGGAUAUCGCUGUGCUCGAACGGGAUUUCGAUGAAGUCGGCCUGAACAAUGAUGAGGAGGAGGAGGAGUUCGCCGAGUUUUAAGCAACCUCUGUAACUGCCGUCAAUAAACUAUUG
Molecule: messenger RNA, 1496 nt
Organism: Drosophila novamexicana
Lineage: Eukaryota; Metazoa; Arthropoda; Insecta; Diptera; Drosophilidae
Gene: alphaTub67C
Product: tubulin alpha-4 chain
Exons: 2
Coding region: 81-1463 (460 amino acids)
Biological process (GO): mitotic cell cycle; microtubule cytoskeleton organization
Cellular component (GO): microtubule; cytoplasm
Molecular function (GO): structural constituent of cytoskeleton; GTP binding
Source: RefSeq, a predicted model, not a curated record